Molecule: messenger RNA, 1262 nt
Organism: Gossypium raimondii (Peruvian cotton)
Lineage: Eukaryota; Viridiplantae; Streptophyta; Magnoliopsida; Malvales; Malvaceae
Exons: 6
Coding region: 151-1149 (332 amino acids)
Source: RefSeq, a predicted model, not a curated record
ACCCAUUUUCUCUCAGUAUUCGUCUUAACUUUUCAUUCCAAAAGCUCUUACAUUUCUACUUCGAUUUGCCUUUUUUCUGGUCCCCUAAUUUCUGCUUUUGGGUUUUCUGCUCUCUACCUUUUUUUUUUAUCUUUUUCUCCGUAACUUUUAAUGGAUUUAACAGGUGAGAUGCAAGGGAAAAAUGGAAAACCCAAGCUUCUUGAUCAAGCCUUUUCUGUCUUUUUUGUGCAGCUUCCUAACAAACUUCAAAACCAUCUUAAGUCACAGUUCAAGGGAUUAGCAAAAGAUAAUGAUGGAUUUGAAUCUGCGAACUCUUUUCUCGAGAAGGAGAAGGGUUCAUUUGCUGGAUUGAGGAUUGAUCUGGAGAAACAAUUGCAAGCUUGGAGAGAAAAUCCUUCAUGGGUCAAUCAACCUCCAGAAAUAAAGGUUAGUGUGCCAAAAGGUUCUCUUUGCAACCUUAAGGCGAAACUUGAUGUUGGGUUGCCCCCAGAUGCAGUGUAUGAUAUUUUAACUGAUCCUGAUAGUAAGAGAAUUUUCAAGAACAUUAAGGAAGUGAUAUCUAGAAAGGUUUUAGUUGAUGAAGGUCAAAGACAGGUGGUUGAGGUGGAGCAAGCUGCUUUGUGGAGAUUCCUUUGGUGGUCAGGUACCAUCUCAGUUCGUGUUCUAGUGGAUCAAAACCGAGAAGAUCACUCGAUGAAGUUCGAACAAGUAAACACAGGAUUCAUGAAGAAGUUUGAAGGUCAGUGGAGAAUAGAACCUGUUUUUGUGGAUGAGGAAACCUGUUUUCCUUUCAAACCUAAAACAUUGGCAGAGUAUUGUUCAUGUAGUGGGGGUAAAGGAAGGAUUGGGUCAAAGGUGAGCUUGGACCAACUGGUUCAACCAGCCAUUGUCCCUCCCCCACCCAUUUCUUGGUAUUUAAGGGGAAUUACUGCCAAGACCACUGAGAUGUUGAUACAUGAUCUAGUUGCUGAAGCUGACAGACUCACAGGUGGCCGUCAAUCUGACUCUAAAACUUCGAGCAAGGAGUUUAGAUUAUCUAAGGAACUAAACGAAUAUGACCCAGUUAAGCAAAUAUUCAACAUUAAACAAAGAUGGAGCUUACAUAGGAGAAAUGCAAAGCAGCAUCGUAAGAAGUUGUUGAGUGUAUAAUCAUCUAAUUUUUUAUUACUUUAAUUUCAUUUGAAAUCUGUUGUUUCAAUGUUUAUAUAUGCUAAGUAUGACUCCUAUUUCAAUCAAAUUUGAUAAAUAAUCUUCUAGUUAAA